This is a messenger RNA of Perkinsus marinus ATCC 50983, 3081 nucleotides long. RefSeq names its product heat shock protein 70kD, putative. Lineage: Eukaryota; Perkinsozoa; Perkinsida; Perkinsidae. Gene Ontology annotation, molecular function: sphingomyelin synthase activity; ATP-dependent protein folding chaperone; ATP binding. The record is from RefSeq and is a predicted model, not a curated record. Gene Ontology annotation, cellular component: Golgi membrane; endoplasmic reticulum membrane. Gene Ontology annotation, biological process: transmembrane transport; ceramide biosynthetic process. Bases 1 to 3081 code for a protein of 1026 amino acids. The transcript is spliced from 26 exons.
AUGGCGCCUAACAUAGAGGAAGAGGAGGACGAGGAGUACUGUAAGCUAGGAUUCUACAGCAGAUUACGUUACAGGCUGAGGACUGAUCCCCGGAGAGUAGCAGACCUGGGAAUGGUCUUCUCCAGUGUACUCGUAGAAUGGAUAGGAGCGACACUGAUGGCACCUAUCACCCCUUGGUACGUUAAAAAGCUGGCGCCUGAUAUGGGUCAAGGGACUGCAGCAUCGGUGCUUAUGUCCUCUUACAAUAUAGGAAUGUUCGUUACAUCUCUGUUCACCGGGCCUCUAUCUGAUAGAGUGGGUCGUCGUCCUCUCUUCCUUAUCGCCCUCCUUCUCUAUACUGGAGCUCAGUUUGCUGAUGCCAACGCUUGGGAUCUGGCAAGUUUGGCUGGCUUCAGAGCUCUUGAAGGAGUCCUGGCUGGUACUCGUCCUGUAAUCGUAGCGUACCUUACUGACGUUAGUGACAAUGAUGAUAUGAAGCUCUACGGUGUCAUCAUGGGUAUCUUCGUUGUCGUCGGACAGCUCCUCGGUCCUGUCAUAGGGGAGGAGGCCAUUGCCUUUGGCGCGGCUAUGAUUGGUGCAAACUCGAGCAAGAGCUUCCGAGUUCGCAAGAUGUGGUUGACCGAUACGAAUUCGGAGCAUGAGUACAAGGUGAUGUUGACACCGCUGAACCCUUCGGCCUCUGUUGAGAGUGGCGGCGGCGACUGGCAGAGGGCCCAAGUUCUGGCUUCUAAGGGACACAAGCUUUCCUGGAAGAAGGCGGUUAAGUUGCAUGUUCCCUUCGAUCUUAAGCUGAGCAUCUUUGAAGACGAUAACCUCCUUGAAACCAUGAACAUUACUGGAGUGGAGAGCGCUGUGCCGAAGCAGCAACUAAGGCGGAAAGAGAUCAUUGAUGCUGCAAUGGCUGCGGAUCCAACGCUCGAACUUCCGUCACUCGCCGAUCUGCCCACGGUUGAGUUGAAGUUCGAGUCGGACUCUAGUGGUAUUGUGAGAAUGAACAAGGCUCAGGCUAUUUUCGAGACGUUGAGGAAUCAGACCGUCAAGCCUAAAGCACCUAAGGUGGUCCCUAAGGAGACUAACUCUACCAAUGAUGCAUCGGGUGCCGCUAACGCUACUGAGACACCUGGCGUUGAUAACAGCACGGACACUAACUCGACCAAGACUGGCACCGCUCCUGCUGCUGCUGAUGGUGAUGAGGCUGAGCAGCAACCCACUUGGAAGAUGGUGAAGUCGAAGGCAUUUGUCACCCUCUCCCAGAAGGUAGUGGAACAGGGGUAUCCGAGGCCGAUGGAUGGGGAGGAGAUCAGCAAGGCGAUUCGAAGGAGGAAAGCCCUGGACAAGCGUGAUCAGCGUGUGAAGGACACUGAGUCGGCUCGUAAUGACUUUGAGGCCUACAUAUACUCCAGCAGAGAGCGUCUGGGAGGGGACGAUGAGAUGGUGAAUAAGGUCACUACUGAGGACAUGAGGACGGGCAUCAUGAAGACUCUAUCGGAGUCAGAGGACUGGCUUUACGAGGACGGCUUCGAUGCUCAGCUGGAGGAAUACACGAAGCGGUUGGACAGUCUGAAGAAGGCUGUGAUGCCGAUACUCUUCCGUGCUGAUGAGGUCGAGUUACGUGCUGACCUGCCGGAAUGGGUGUCGAGGAAGGUGGAGGGUAUCAGAAAGGUGUUGGAGAAUGUAGGGAAACCGGCUCCUACCCAGCCACCGAAGGAUGAAACUGCUGAGUCAGAGAAGAUUAGAGAGAUGAUUCGGAACAUCACUCGCGACAAUGCGACGUACGAUGCAUCCAAGCUGGAGAAGAUGAAUACGAAUGAGCUACUCACUGAGUAUAUCGAUCUAUUGAAGGCAGAGCAGGGGGAUGAAUCUAAGGAAGAAGGGAAGGAGGGGGAGAAGAGUGGCGACUCAGAAGCAGCAGGUAAGUACCUCGCGGCCUCGCACAAGCGCAAGUCGCAUGGAGCGGCGUCGGGGGAGGAGGGCAGGGGGCAGAUGUUUAGACAGAUGGGGAACUUUUUCUACUUCUUCUCUCUGACCAUUCCAGAGUCCAUAGUGCAUCUAGCUGAUCCUGCAGCCGAGACUAAUUCCGCCACCAACAACGAGAACGAGUAUAUGGACCAGUCAUUAGCUCGAGUGGAGUCGCAGGCGGCGUAUGCCAAUAUGAACAAUUCGAGUAAGGCGAGAACAUACUUUGCCCGGGUCUUAAAGAAGAGUCGGAUAGAAUGGGAGGUCUUCAAGGUAGCAUGGCCAUGGAUAGUUAUCGGCAUCAUAUUCCAAAUCCUGCAUGACUGGGCUCAUAACUGGGUCUAUUAUCUUAGCGGGAAAUAUGGUGUGUAUGGUGGUCCUGAGAACGCCCUUGUUGACUUUGGUCAUAUGGCCUUUCCCGAUAUUGACACAUUGACGGUAUCUCCCGCGCCGGAGAACCCAGUUCUCUACACGUGUAUGUUCCUUGCAGUGGCGUUCGUGGUGAUAGCCCCUAUAUUUGGGGAUCGGGAUGACUUCACGCUAAUAGGGGCAAUCUGGAGGGUGCUCAACGUCUGUGACUUCACUAUAUUAUUCCGCUGCAUAUCCUUUUUGGUCACGAUUUUGCCGGCGCCGGCGCCUCAUUGUCAAGAGGCCCCUCCGCCCAAUGCUCCGUUGGAACCAUUCUUCAGUCCACCCACAUCGGCCGGCCAGGUGUUAUCUGGCUUUGAUGUUCAGAAUGGGUGUGGGGAUCUCGUCUUUAGCAGCCAUAUGAUGUACUGCUUGCUGGCGACAUUGGUCGUUACUCACUACUCUCGAAGCCUCGUGCUCAUGGUGAUCGAAUGGUUGCUAUGUUGUGCACUUGUAUGUUUGAUAUUGGCGCAAAGAUCGCAUUAUACGUUGGACGUGUGGGUUAGUUGGUACACGGUGCCUAUGGUUUGGAUAUGCUUUUACCAUUUCUUCCCUAACGAUCCAGUCAAGCACAUUGCAUUUUGGAAGGACCAGCCGCAGCAUGUCUACCUACCCAGGCAAGCGGAGGUGCCGAAGGAAGAACGUGCGUCCACAAGUUUCGGAACCCCUACAGCGAUCAUCUGGCCUGGAAUCGGCCCUAACAUGACGAGGGAAUGA